Molecule: messenger RNA, 1098 nt
Organism: Wasmannia auropunctata (little fire ant)
Lineage: Eukaryota; Metazoa; Arthropoda; Insecta; Hymenoptera; Formicidae
Exons: 2
Coding region: 261-1034 (257 amino acids)
Source: RefSeq, a predicted model, not a curated record
GAAAAUGCGAAUAAAAUUUUUUUCCUCCCGAUCGUGCGCCUCUUCUACUUUUGCCCCCCCAGGCUGCAUACUUUUAAGCGCUCGAGAUGUCUCUCGGUGUCUCUCGCGCUAUAUACACGACUAAAGACGCGGAGGGAAUGAUGACCUUGCCCACUUAUUGCUUGUCAUUGUAGCGAAUUCUCGCAACAUGGGGUUGGAGAAGUGAAGAGGAAUAAAAUCAACAAGUACAAGCCGGCCACGUCGAGGAGCUCGUCGCGACUAUGCCGGGCACGGCGGCGUUACGCACCAGACUCCAACAGUUGUGCCUGUGCCGCCUCAAGAUAUACGCGCAUCAGAAGAAGAGAACGAGGGACCCUUGCAAGAGGAAGAGGCAGGUCUUCGUGUACAAUCCGGAGGAGGCGAUCUGGCACGAGCCCUACAUGCAGUCGCUUCGCCGCGAGUUCUCGGACGUGUCCGUGCUGUGCGACUCCAAGACCGAGCUACCCUGGCGGGACAUCGCCCUGCCGACGACGGGCAUGCGGAUUCGUCCCGGCGUGGAUCGAAAGCCGGACGAGGCCGAGACGGACGAGGAGGCGGAGACGAUGAAGAUCGUCGAGAAGCAAGAGUCCAACGACGUCAUGGUACUGCCGUGGCGGGAUCUGCUCAUCACGGAGACCCUGCCGGUCGCGUUGGACGACACGGGGAUCUGCGACUCCACGGUGGAGAUACCCUGGGCCGACCUGGCGCUAGAGAGGCCGGUGCAGAUCCGUCCGCCGCGGGAGCAGGAGCAGACCUGCGCGACCGACGACGUCGAGAUACCCUGGGACGCGAUUCUGGUGCCGCGUAACAUCGUCAUAAGGCCCGAGAGGAAGCGGAAGCAUCCCUCGUCCGACCGACCACCGCGCCCGCGUGCCGAUCCCACGAUGUGCAUCCCCUGCGGCACGCCUGUCUGCUGCGCGAAGAUCCGCGCGAAAACCCGCUCGGGAACCCACUCGAAAACCCACGCGAACAACCCACACGUUGCGGGCUCCAAUUGGCUCCUCACCUGCAUGUAGGGCUGUGCGCGCGUAAAUAUUUAUUUACUGAUUUGAUUAAAUUUUGAUUUCUCAACCCCUAAAA